AUGGCCAAAACUUUAAGAGACUCUGUCAUGGAAUCGGCAGACUGGAUGCAUGCCUGUGCUACCAAGAGAAAUACCAGACCAUCGCCAACAGACGAGAGGCGCCUAUACUGUAUUUGGCUCUUCCGGAUUGAAGUGCGAGUCGUCCAAGGUCUUGACUCUCUCCUCGAAUCGACGGAUGAAGUUCCGUCGCCCUCGCCUACCGCGUCUAAUCCCAAUCCCCCCUGCUCGCCAGGCCUCCCAUGUCACUGGCCCAUUACGCUACCGUGUCGAAAGACCCCUCCCGCCGCCCGCGACGGCAGCCUCAUGAAGCCCCGUCGGCCAUUCCCUCGGGCCUCUGCUGAUUCUUGUCGGCGCGGGAGGUCUCAUUCCAUCUGCGGGGCGGACACAUGGUCGUCGAUGAGGCGCGACGGCGGCAGCGCCAUGCUGAGAAGGGAGGGCUUGACAUGGCUCUGCCGCGCUCUGCACUUUUCCUGA
This is a messenger RNA of Colletotrichum costaricense, 474 nucleotides long. RefSeq lists its product as uncharacterized. The record is from RefSeq and is a predicted model, not a curated record. The coding region runs from base 1 to 474 and encodes 157 amino acids. Lineage: Eukaryota; Fungi; Ascomycota; Sordariomycetes; Glomerellales; Glomerellaceae. The transcript has 2 exons.